UGAUCCGUCUCUUCGCGCUCUUCGCCUCCAAUCUCCGGCCUAAUUCUUCCAAUUCUACUGGCAGCACAACUUAGGUCGUACAGAACACACAUCUGAGGCAUGGAACAAGAGCAUUCAACACCCAUCAACCUCGCAGCGGCCGCUGAAAGACGCCAACUGGAGGCGUUGCAAUCCCAAACCCGCUCUCUGGCAGCCGAGCGAGCCGAGCACGACAAGAAACAAGCAAUUCGAAGACUCGUAGAUCCAGGUAUCAUACGUCCAAAUCCCACCUCACAAGCUCUGGAGUCACUCCGAACGAUACACAGGCUCUGUCAGAAUGUACUCGACGAUCCCGAAAAUGACAAAUACCAUCGAAUCAAGACAACCAACCCCAAGAUUGCGAAAGAUAUCGUCUCUCCAAAGGGGACUGUUGAAUUGCUACGAGAACUGGGAUUCCGCCCCCAAGUCGAAGAUUUUCAACCUUAUUAUCGCUUCAACCCCGCCCGAAUGACAGAUCUACAAAUUGGAUUCAAAAUUAUCGGUGAGGCUUUGCAAAUACACACCGAGAAGGAAGAACGUGUUGCUUCUGCCAGACAAGCCGAGAAGGAAGCUAAAGUUCAAGCUGCAGAAAAGGUUAGGCUUGCCUUCAUGGAUGACCGUCGAGCGAAGUCGGAGCUCGAUGAAAGAGAAAGAGAACUACGUGAGGCUAGAGCAGCAGCAGCGGCACAAGGCGCAGAGCGAGAUAAACUGCGACAAGAGCGACGGCGGCAGUCAGCUGAAGAAAGCUCUGAAGCCGUACAUUCUAUGCCAGGAUCAGGACAUGCUCUUGGAGGAAGUCCUCCACCUUACACUGACGAAGAUGAAGAUGACAAUUAAUUUCAUGU
This is a messenger RNA of Marasmius oreades (fairy-ring Marasmius), 863 nucleotides long. RefSeq lists its product as uncharacterized. Bases 100 to 855 code for a protein of 251 amino acids. The transcript is spliced from 5 exons. NCBI's taxonomy places the organism in Eukaryota, Fungi, Basidiomycota, Agaricomycetes, Agaricales, Marasmiaceae. The record is from RefSeq and is a predicted model, not a curated record.